AUGUCUAGUGCAAAGCUUGAUGAGUUAUUGAGUGCUCAAAAGCCUAGUUCUGACCAAAUUGGCUUAGGAUAUGUUGUUUCCUCCGGCCCCUCCUCUUCCACGGUUUCUGGAUCAAGGACUGUUUUUGGGCCACAAUUUGAGAAAGAUAUGCAGCAAGUGGGAAAUGUGGAUCCUGGACCGACGGUUGGUACACAGUUGACGCGGCAGCCGGUUCAUCGAUCCACGCUGCUUUGGGAGACGCCAGCCGGUCAGGUAGUGCCAGGCGUGCUAAACUGCAGACGCCGAAGUUGCAAGUUACCCGAGCAUGGGCUUGACCCACGGAUUGCUCGGUACAUAACUGAGGCGGGUUUUGAAGGGUUAUUCAAGGUCCCAAACUUGGAAGUGGAUCAUGCGUUGAUCACAGCACUAGUUGAGCGUUGGCGUCCGGAGACGCACACAUUCCACCUACCGCAUGGAGAGAUGAGCAUCACCUUACAAGAUAUUGAGGUGAUGCUAGGGGUUCCUGUUGAUGGGUUGCCAAUUACUGGGGCUGUGAAGAUGGAUUGGCCUACGUUGUGUCUUGAGUUAUUGGGUCAUCGUCCACCAGACCCGAUACCGCAUCCCCAUGAGAACACCUCUAUCCUUGCUGGGGCGAGGCUCAGAUUCACGUGGCUGGAUGCACUAUUUAGUGGGCCCCUAGCUGCGGAUGCUACUGAUGAGGUGGUGCAGCAACAUGCGCGCUAUCACAUACUCGAUCGGUUGGGGACGAUUUUGUUUAUGGAUAAGUCAGCAGACCGGGUGUCGGUGCUGCCUCUACAGUUCCUAAACCCAAUCAGCAACGCGAAGAGGUACAGUUGGGGUAGUGGGGCAUUAGCCUGGUUGUACAGGCACUUAUGCAAGGCAUCGGAGUCGAAGGCGAAGCAGAUUGGUGGAGCAGUGAUGUUGGUGCAGCUGUGGGCGUAUUCGAGGUUCCCAUUGAUAUGCCCUGUUAUGAGGUUGCCACUACCGCCAGUGGAGGCAGGUCCCCUUGCCAAUCGAUGGAAGGGGCCGAAGAGCACGACAGAGCAUGCGACACAUGUGCUAGUUGCGUAUCGUGCGUCACUGUCGAGUAUACGGGCACACCAGGUUGUCUGGGAGCCCUACAGCGAUGUCCUAGAGUUGUUGCCCCCAUAUUGCACUGCCGGCCGACAAAUAUGGAGGGCCGAUGUGCCAUUGAUCUAUUUUUGGAUAGUAGAGGAUCAUCAUCCGGAACGUGUCUUUCGUCAGUUCGGGAUGAAGCAAGUGCCACCGGAUAUUGUAGAUACGUCCGUUCAUCUCCACAAAAUCUCCCUCCAAGGUAAACUAGAUAAGGAUUGGGUGCAAGAGCAUGCUGUCUACAUUGACCGAUGGGCCCAUAGAGAGGAACAUAUUGCUGAUGCACCGGCAUUGGAUGGGGACACGACAUACCUUGCUGCUUACAUGGAGUCGUACCGAAAGACGACGAGACGGUACAUUACACGCGACUCGGCGUAUUGGGAAAUAAUGGUUGAGUCCACUGUGGAAUUACUAUUGCAAUGCGAACCAAACUCCGCAGUGUACAACCACCUGAAGAGGACGUUGGAUCUUGUCGGAGAGAUGAGCCGAGCGGCAUUGGAGAAUGCGCGUGCCACGGUGACUGAGGCGAGCACACAGGCCACAGGCCGUGGUGGGGGAGGUCGUGGGUCUAGAGGGCGUGGACACAGUGGAGGUCGUGCAUACAGUGGAGGUCGUGGACGUGGUCACGAGGAUGACGAUGUCUUGGAUGAUGAGGCGUUGGAGGGCGACUGGGGCAUGUACAUGGAUGGUGUCGGGUCAUCGCGAUGCACGUCUGACGCUGCUGCCCAGCCAUCCCACCCCCCUGGCCAUGAGAAUAGUGCAGAACACACAUCCUGUGCCCAAGCUGGCCCUCGGUCCCCACCACCCACUCGGCUGUCUCCCCCAUUGUUUGCCGACUCUGCCCACGACGGUGGCUGUAUAUUUGUACCCACCCCUGGCCGACCGACACCACCUGUAGUUCAAGCUGAGCCCACCCAGGACCCUUCACUUCCUAACCCUGACGAACCGGCUGCACAAAUCGAACAGAUACAGGGUGAGAAUAUAGUGCCGGUACAUGGGUUGCGAAGAUCACUUCGCACUGACAUACAUCCCCCUGGUUGUGGGACCGGCGACGGUAAGACAAGACCGGCGAAGUCCCAGUGUUCUGGGCUCGGGCCUGUGGCCUUUGUCUAUGCUUGCACAAUAGUUCAGGGUGAGAUGGAAAGUGAUCAGAUGAUUCGCAGUGACAUGACGAAAAAAGGAAAACAGCCUGACUUAGAUGCCCAAUUUAAUGAAGUGUCUGACCUUCCCGAGCCAAAGAAGGCAAAGACUGAGCUCAAAGUCUACAAGAGGAGGACUUCAGGUGUUUGGCGUGACUUUGAGAUGCUUCCGACAAAAGGUAAAGAACGGCCUUCAUGCAAAUGUAAGCAGUGUGGAAAGAAAUUUAUUGCUGACGGAGCAUUUGUUCAGUAUAAUUUGAAGCGCCAUUCGGAGUUAUGUCGAAAGAAAUUGGAAGUGCCAUUGAGCAUUCCUGUUUCUACAGACCUUGUACAGCCACAAUUGGAAGAGGUCAGUGAAGAUAAAAAGAGCAUGGAGAUCAAUAACGAUGAGCACAAGGAAGACAGCUCUUCUAAUCGAGUCUCUUAG
Molecule: messenger RNA, 2679 nt
Organism: Quercus robur (English oak)
Lineage: Eukaryota; Viridiplantae; Streptophyta; Magnoliopsida; Fagales; Fagaceae
Product: protein MAIN-LIKE 1-like
Exons: 11
Coding region: 1-2679 (892 amino acids)
Biological process (GO): meristem development; meristem maintenance
Source: RefSeq, a predicted model, not a curated record